AUGCCUUCUAUCCGUGGCCAGCAUGCACAAGCUCUCUUAAAUCGGCACCACAAUACACUCGGCGCUAUUCCUCCUCUGCGCUCUAUUCCAAGGAAUCGCGAUGAAGUUGUGACUGUUGGGAUCAUUGGCGCGGGGGCUGCCGGUUUGUAUGCUGCGAUGAUCCUCGAGUCAUUCAAGGAAUAUGGCUAUCAUUACGAGAUUCUCGAGGCUGAACCUAAUGACGGGCAUACUGGUGGUCGGCUCUGGACCCAUAAGUUCUCAGCUUCUGAGAACGAUUACUAUGAUCGCGGUGCUAUGCGCUUUCCUGACAUCCCUUUCAUGAAGCGUGUAUUUGACCUAUUCGAUCUGCUUGAGAUUUCCCAUUCCGACCCAAAGCAGGACAGACUGAUACCUUACGUCAUGUCCAACCCCAACAAUAUGCUCUUCUACAACAACAUUCGGAUGACUGUCGAGCAAUACAAUCAAACUGCCUCUGCGGUCCCGGAUCCGUUUAACAUGGGGCUGAAGGCGCGCCCGGAAACUAUUUUGGCUACGGCUCUUGGUCGUUUCAAGGACGAGUUGAAGACAAAUUUCGCCACCGGAUGGGAAAAGAUGAUGAAUUACGACGAGUUUUCCACACGCGAUUAUAUCUACUUUGAGCUUAACACACCUAAACAUUUGUGCUAUACUGACAAGGUCAUCACAAAUUUGGAAACAAUGGAAUCUGCUACGAACUUGUACGACUGCGCCCUCAGCGAAAGCGUGAUGGACUCUCUCGACUUUGACUGGAAUGAUGAUCAGAAAUGGUUCUGCGUACAGGGUGGAGCGGAAGUGAUUUCCCAGAGGAUGGCGACCCGCAUUCGUUACGACAGCAUUCACCGCGGGAAGCGUGUUACAACUAUUGCCCCCGCUUCAUCGCCCGGCAGUAUCAUCCCGCCGACGUCGAUGCACGUCACCGUCGCCGGAGAAUCGACUCCCCGCACAUACUCACACGUCAUCGCGACCAUGCCACUGUCCUGUCUCGCGCUUGUCGAUACAACGCAGUGCAACCUAUCUUGGGACGUGCAAACGGCAAUCAGGGUGUUGCAUUAUGACGCCUCGGUCAAAGUUGCCAUCAAAUUCACGAAGCGGUGGUGGGAAGCGCCGCCAUUUAACAACAUGGGCGGGGUCUCUUCUACUGAUCGGCCAACGCGAGUAGUAAUUUAUCCGUCCUAUGGGAUGGGCGGGACGGACGCUACUAUCAUUGUCAGCUAUACCUGGGCACAGGAUGCCAUGCGAUUCGGUGCUCUGGCUCACGGGAAGAACUCUGAGUCGGAGAAGAUUCUACUUGAGGUCAUUUUGAAGGAUCUCGCGGAUAUACAUGGCCAUUAUCUCACCGCUGAUAGCCUGCGCGACAUGGUGGUCGAUCAUGAGGUAUGGAGCUGGUACAACCAUGAAAAUUCAGCUGGUGCAUUCGCUCUGUUUGGACCUGGGCAAUUUAGCAAUCUUUAUCCUGAAUUGACCAAGCCGCCGGCUGGCCUGCUCCACUUUGCUGGAGAAGCAUCAAGUGUACACCAUGCAUGGGUUCUCGGUGCUCUCAAUAGUGCAUAUCGCAGCAUCCACGAAAUCCUUGUUGCUGAAGGGAGAGAUGAUCUUGUCAAGAUACUCCAGGAAAAAUGGGGCCUGGUUGAUGAGGUUGAUGACCCGCUUGUGAAGAAACAGGUUGCAUUGGGCCAGGCGAAAUCCAUUGCCUGA
Messenger RNA from Fibroporia radiculosa, 1713 nucleotides. RefSeq lists its product as uncharacterized. The transcript is spliced from 7 exons. Gene Ontology annotation, biological process: amino acid catabolic process. Gene Ontology annotation, molecular function: L-amino-acid oxidase activity; polyamine oxidase activity. Bases 1 to 1713 code for a protein of 570 amino acids. The record is from RefSeq and is a predicted model, not a curated record. NCBI's taxonomy places the organism in Eukaryota, Fungi, Basidiomycota, Agaricomycetes, Polyporales, Fibroporiaceae.